Molecule: messenger RNA, 2651 nt
Organism: Daktulosphaira vitifoliae (grape phylloxera)
Lineage: Eukaryota; Metazoa; Arthropoda; Insecta; Hemiptera; Phylloxeridae
Product: RNA-binding protein 25
Exons: 2
Coding region: 161-2395 (744 amino acids)
Biological process (GO): regulation of alternative mRNA splicing, via spliceosome; mRNA processing
Cellular component (GO): spliceosomal complex
Molecular function (GO): mRNA binding
Source: RefSeq, a predicted model, not a curated record
UACUUUAUCACAGUAAUAUGUUUAAAAUAUAAAUAAUGAUAAAAUAAAAUGUGAUUUUAGUUUUUCAUUGAAACAACUUGAAUUUAUAUCAUUGAAUCUUUAAAAGUCUAUCAAUAUAUAUAUUCAACCAAAUGUUCUUUGUCUCUUUAAUUGAAAUUUUAUGGUAGAAAUAUCUAUGGCUGAUCCAAAUUUAAAUACUUCAGGUUCUAGUGCAGGUUUUUUGCCAACUACAUCAUCUAAUUACUUAGUCAUGCCGUUCACACCUACUGUACCAAAUGUUCCUGUACCACAACCUAUGGUAUGGACUCAAAUGCAGCAACCACCUAUGGUUGUUCCUGUUACACCACAUGUUGUUUCAGCUCCUCCACGUUUCAACCCAAGAGUUCCCCGUAAAACUUUCCGCCCUCCUACUCCUACUGAACCCCCAAUUACAGUUUUUGUUGGAAAUAUUGCAGAAAAAGCUCCUGAUACAAUGAUAAGGCAUAUAUUAGCCACUUGUGGAAACAUAGCUACAUGGAAAAGAGUUCAAGGAUUUGGAUUUUGUGAAUAUUAUGGUGCUGAAGCAGCAAUCAGAGCAAUCAAAGUUUUACAUGAUAUGGAAGUUGGGGAUAAAAAACUUGUUGUAAAGGUUGAUGCAAAAGCACAAGAGACACUGGACCAAUUUAAAGCUGAAAAAAAAGGAACUGAUGAUUCAGAAGAAAGCAAGCAAUUUGAAGUGUAUUGUCGACAAAGAAUUGAUAGUAUUAUUGCUGAGCAUAACGAAGAAAUGAAUAAAGAAGGAAAACUUAAUGAAGAAGAAGAUAAACCUAGUAUCGUUGACGGUGUUGGAUUCGAUUUAGUUCCCAAUGAAGAUGAAAAAAAAAAUUUAAUUAACAGAGAGAUUGGCAAAUUUCGUGAAAUUAUGAAAAAACGAGAAGAAGAAAAAGAAGUUGAAAGAAAGAAAAGACAAGAAAAAGAGAAACAGAAUGGACGACAUGUUACUCCUGAUAGUCCAGAUUCUGAAGAAAGUAGAAGAAUACGUCGUAGAGAAGAACGUGACAAACGGGAUAAAGAGAAAGAAGAUAGAGAUAAAAGAGAUAGGGAAAGAGAUGAAAGAGACAAACGAGAUAGAGAAAAAAAGGAUAGAAGAGAAAAAGAAAGAGAAAGAGAAAAAAAAGAAAGAGAAAAAAGCAUAGAUAAAGAAAAUCGGAAAGAAAAAGAACCUGAAAAAAGUAGUAGAGGUCAUUAUGAUAAAAAUAGAUUAAGGGAAAAAGAAAUGGAAGAAGAAGAACUAGAAAUGAAAAAAGAAGAAGACAGACGCAGAGAACGAGAAAUAGCUUAUCAAGAAAAACGAAAACAGUGGGAAGUAAGAGAAAAUCAAAAAAAAAAAGAAUUAGCUAAGGAACGUGCUAAAAAACAAAUGAUUGAAGAGGAACGAGAAAGAAAUGCAAAAAAACUUAAAGAAUUUCUUGAGGAUUAUGAUGAUGAAAAAGAUGAUGUAAAGUAUUACAAAGGAAGAGAAUUACAAAAAAGAAUUGAAUUAAGAGAAAAAGAAAUUGAAGAAGAUGGUAGGGAUCGACAAAAAGAAAAAGAUGAACUUGAAGCAAUCCGAGAAAAAAUUUACAACAGUGAUUAUAAAGAUCCUGAAUUAGAAUUUGCAAAAGUAUUGAAAGCUAGAGAAGAAAUGUAUAAACCUAAAUUAUUAAUAGAUGUAGCUGAAAAGCAAAAAGAUAAAUUAAAAAAAUAUGAAAUGGAAUUGGAAAAAGAAAUCCAAAAACAAAAAGAUAUAGAAGCUGAACAAGAACGAAAUAGACGAGAAAAUGAUAAAACUCAGACACCUAGUCCACAACAACUAGCUACACCACAUAGUGUUGAACCUCAUACACCUCCACCUGAAAUGGUUCCUAUAACUACUACUCUAAUGAUUAAAAAAAGAAUGGAUGUUAAAGAUGUAUUUAAUAAUGAUGAUGAAGAAGUUCCAAAACCAAAGAAGAGAAAAUUGGUUCCUAUUGAUUAUACUGAUAAAAAAGAAGAAGAAAGUAAGGCAGUUGAAGAAAAAAAGAAAAAUAUUCGCCAGUUAAUUGAUCGUAUACCUACUGAUAAAGAUGAUCUCUUUUCAUUCCAUCUUGACUGGUCUGUAGUAGAUAAUCAACUUAUGGAAAAGCGUAUUAGGCCCUGGAUUAAUAAAAAAAUCAUUGAAUAUAUUGGAGAACCUGAGCCAACAUUAGUUGAUUUUAUUUGUUCAAAAGUUUUGGCUGGUAGUAGUCCUCAAGCAAUAUUAGAUGAUGUCCAGAUGGUACUAGACGAAGAAGCUGAGGUGUUUGUUGUAAAAAUGUGGAGACUUCUAGUGUAUGAAGUUGAAGCUAAAAAAUUAGGUUUAGUUAAAUUGGAAGAAAAUGGUCACAAAGACCCUUAAUUUUUUAUGUUUAUUUUUGUAAAUAAAUUUAAUUUCCUAAUAAAAGUUAUCUUUUAUUAUUUAACUUGACAUAUUUUUUUGAAAUAAAAUAUUGAAAAUUAUUUAAUUAUAUUAAAAAAUUAAUUAUUUAUGAAAACAACUGUUUUUUCAUUUUUCUUGUUUUUUCUAAAUCACAUGUUAAUAAUAAAAAUCUUAAAAAAUUUAUUUUUAAACUAUGUUUUUUCCAUUAAACAUCAAUAAAUUAUUAUGUUUCAAA